Messenger RNA from Gaeumannomyces tritici R3-111a-1, 1283 nucleotides. RefSeq lists its product as hypothetical. The record is from RefSeq and is a predicted model, not a curated record. Gene Ontology annotation, biological process: lipid metabolic process. The transcript is spliced from 2 exons. Bases 27 to 1283 code for a protein of 418 amino acids. NCBI's taxonomy places the organism in Eukaryota, Fungi, Ascomycota, Sordariomycetes, Magnaporthales, Magnaporthaceae.
ACACACACACACACACACACACAACAAUGCUAGACACCCCUCUCCCGCACAUCCUCCUCCCCAUCCUCCUCCCCCUCGCCUUCUACCUCCCGCCCUUCCCCCACCGCGGCGCCGUCUUCGGCGUCCUGAUCUGCGCGAACGCCGCCGCCUGCGCCGCCGACGAGUUCCCGCGCGCCGACCGCGUCGCGCGCUACGCCCUCAACGGGCUCUGGAUCUUUUACUUCCCGGCCCUCGAGAAGCUGCUGCUGCACGAGCGGCCCGAGCGCGACUUUUGGCGCCUUGGAGGAGGACAGCAGCAGCAGCAGCAGUCCGGCGGGGCGACGACGCGCAUGGCGCCCUGGUCGUGGCAAAAGGCGCGCUGGGCCCUCGCGCUCGUCGCUAGCCCCAGGGCCGUGGGGUGGAGUCACGGCUGCUGGCGGGGGCGGCGGCGGAGGGGGGUAGGGGGUGGUGGUGGUGGUGGUGGUGGUGGUGGUGGUGGUGGCGGUGGUGGUGAGGACGUCGCAGGUGACGACGUGCCCGGCCAGAACCAGCACAAGGGGCAGGGGCGCGCCCGCUUCAUGCUUGGGCAGCUGGCGCGCGCGCUGGUCGGGACGGUGACGAUCGAAGCCGCGACCAUGGUUGGCCGCCGGCUGCUGCUGCGGGCGGGCGGCGGCGCGCCGCGGCCGCUGAUGGAGCUGCUGAUGGGCGCGACGGUGUGGGGGUCGUGGACGGCGCAGUACGGCGUCGCAGCGGCGGCGGGCGUCGGGCUGGGCCUGAGCGAGGCCAAGGACUGGCCGCCCAUCUUUGGCAGCGUCGCGGCGGCGGACUCGGUGGCUGGGUUCUGGGGGGAGUUUUGGCACGGAAUCCUCCGGCAGCCCGCUCUCGGGUUCAGCCACUACUUUGUGCAACGCCUGGGCAUCGCCAGGGGCACGCCCGCCGCGCACGCCGUCCACCUGCUGACCGCGUUUGGCUUCAGCGCCCUGUUCCACGCCGUCAGCCUCUACCCGAUAUCGAGGGGUUAUGUCCCGGUGACGGACCUCUGCGCCGGCAUGUUUGUCUUCUUUCUUGGGCAGGCGGUUGCUAUCCUUGCCGAGACGGCAGCCUCGCGCAGAUACCAGGGGCCUCUCUCCGCCGACUCUCCGCGUCGCCUGCCCCGCUGGGUCGGGUACCUGUGGGUUUCGGCGUGGCUCGGGGUUUCUAGCUGGCCAUUUGUCCGCAUCUAUCUGGCACUGGGAGCCAUGGAGUGGAGGGCACCGUUCCAGAUUCUGGAGCCCUGCUUGAAAGCUCUGGGGUAUGUUGUAUAA